This is a messenger RNA of Cheilinus undulatus (humphead wrasse), 1776 nucleotides long. RefSeq names its product relaxin-3 receptor 1-like. NCBI's taxonomy places the organism in Eukaryota, Metazoa, Chordata, Actinopteri, Labriformes, Labridae. The coding region runs from base 278 to 1525 and encodes 415 amino acids. The record is from RefSeq and is a predicted model, not a curated record. Gene Ontology annotation, cellular component: membrane. The transcript is spliced from 3 exons. Gene Ontology annotation, biological process: immune response; G protein-coupled receptor signaling pathway. Gene Ontology annotation, molecular function: G protein-coupled receptor activity.
ACGAGACUCCUGCCUCUGUGUCUCAUCUUUUAUCGAUAUUUUGAACAUUAAAAUGUUUACAUUUAAGUUGAAAAAAAAAAAAAAUCCUCAGGAAAAAACCGCAACUCUGAUGUCUCGCUCUGACUUUGAAGAUUAAGUCUCGCACGCGGACGAUGGGGAUCUUCAGAAGCGCCCGCGCGCACUCACACACAGGAAGUUAACCGAAAGAAAACAAGGGGGAAUCUGCAGAUUGUUAAAAAGAAGAAGAAGAAAGUCACCUUUCCUCUGCAGAAGAACCAUGCAGGACAACAGCAGCGCCUCCAGGGCUCUGACCGCGCUGAGUGAGUGUGGAGAAGAUGAUGAAGGAGACAUCUUCAAACUUGUCAGUCCUACUGAAGCAACCUCCAGCCUUGCUGCUUUUAACCUCUCACUCAACUGCUGGUUGCACCUCCUCUCCAAGGAGUCCUCCAUGGAUUUGCAUGGAGACAGCGCAAAUCUGGCAGUGCGAGUCCUCAUUGCAUUGGUCUACUUGGUGGUCUGUGUGCUGGGACUUGUGGGUAAUCUCCUGGCCCUCUUCCUGCUUCACUCCCGCCGUCGGGGUCACCACCACCACUCCUCUAUCGACUGCUUCGUCAUGAGCCUGGCGCUGACUGACCUCCAGUUUGUCCUCACCCUGCCUUUCUGGGCUGUGGACACGGUGCUGGACUUUCGCUGGCCCUUCGGUCGAGUCAUGUGCAAGAUUGUGAGCUCCGUCACCACCAUGAACAUGUACGCCAGCGUCUUCUUCCUCACUGCUAUGAGCGUGACCCGAUACCGCUCUCUGGUGACCUCUCUGAGGAUGGACAGUCCAAGGAUUUCUCUCGCUCGAGCCAAAUGGGCCAGUUUUGGGAUAUGGGUGGUGUCACUGGUGGCUACGCUGCCUCAUGCUUUCUACUCCACUACAGUGCAGGUAUCCACAGAUGACGAGUUGUGCCUAGUGCGGUUCUCUGACUCAGACUCCAGCCACUGGGAUCCUCAGGUCCUGCUUGGACUCUAUCAAACACAGAAAGUACUCCUGGGAUUUGUAGUGCCCUUGAUCAUCAUCUCAGUGUGCUACCUCCUCCUCCUGAGGUUCAUCUUGAGCCGGCGUGUCGUCGGGAGUAUCAUCAGCGAGAGCGUCACGGAGAGGUCAGAGUGUGAGAGAGGACGGCACCGCCGACGCUCUAAAGUCACCCGCUCCGUCACUAUCGUAGUCUUGUCCUUUUUCAUCUGCUGGCUGCCCAAUCAGGCGCUCACCUUGUGGGGGGUGCUCAUCAAAUUUGACCUGGUGCCCUUCAGUAAAGCUUUCUACAACACCCAAGCUUAUGCUUUCCCUCUGACUGUCUGUUUGGCUCACGCUAACAGCUGUCUCAACCCUGUGCUGUACUGCCUGGUCCGCAGGGAGCACAGAGCCGGACUGAAGGAGCUCCUGCUGAGAGUGUCGCGCUCCGUUCAAAAUGUCUUUACACUGGCCCUGAGAGGGAGGAGGGUGGAAGAGGCACCACCCAGCCUGGUCAUGGUUCAUUAAAAUGUCUGUAUAUGAUUAAUUUUGUAGGAGAAAAAGUAUGACAUUUAUUGGCUCUCCUGCUGAGAGCUGAGCUAGAAGAUUUAUACAAACUUAAUGUUUAUAUAUGUAAAUAUGAAGCUCCUGGUUAAAGCAGACACAUAAAUGGGGAUAAAAAGUUAGCCUGGCUUGGUCCAAAGCACUUAAACAUUCCUACCAUCGUCUAUAGAGGGAACACAACUUAUUUAUUGUUUAUUUUUUUCAAAGAAUAUAAA